AAUGUCUCUCAGGAACAUCGUCAUCAUCCUCAUGAAUCCGCCGCCUCGACUUCGAUUUUGAACUUUGAUCCACAACAACCUCCACGCCUGUCUUGCGCUCAUUGUCACUACCUUCUUCGCCUUCCAAUUCAAUGUACUUGUCAUGUGUCCAAACCCCAUCAGCUGCAGAGCGUGAGCCAUAAGGCCUAUUCGGUCCACCAUCACGAUCUCGCCGUUCAUACUAUAUCAAAAAUGUUCGCGUGUAGCAAAGAGUCAAUAAUGCAAGUGCUUACGAACCCUGUCUCUGCCGCCAUAUCCGCGAAACCCAGUGAGCCGAUCACGUCUCGGCCCCAGGUCAAUUCGUGGAUCGUAUGCAUUACGGCCCCGCCAUUGCUUUUCCUCACCGCGAUCAUCAUGACCAAAAUAGCUUUUCCCUUUCGGCACGGUAGUAGGAUCUAUCAGUCUUUGCACAGGCUUACCCUCAUCUUCGUGGCGAAACGUUCCUGGAUGACAUAA
Haemonchus placei is the source of this 495-nucleotide messenger RNA. The record is from the annotation of a GenBank genome assembly. NCBI's taxonomy places the organism in Eukaryota, Metazoa, Nematoda, Chromadorea, Rhabditida, Trichostrongylidae.